AUGGCUACUUCUGCUACUACUACGUUAAUGACCUUUCUCGUGCGAACUCCCCCAUCUACCCGGUCCGUAAGCCUAUUCGGCUCAUGGGACAACUUCGCGAAGGGAUAUCGCAUGGAAAAGGACUCGCGGACUGGCAAAGGACACUGGAGAGGAUGCCAUACCUUCACCAACAUCAUUUGUGAUGGUCAUGGUAAUCCAAUCUAUCCAGGCCGGGACGGUGGCCUGAAGAUGGGAGGAACUUACUGGUACUACUAUAUCUUGGAUGGCGACUUUGAAUUCUACAAUGAGUCCGAAGCCUGGACUACCUCAUGCCCUCUGCUUCCUGGACAACCACUCAAUGUGCUCAAUGUCCCUAUAUACCUGCCUCCGGCUAUUACCUCCCAUGGCCGCAACGCUAGCACAAGCUCUGAGCUGUCUGUCCACCAGACUAUGAAUCCCGACGAUAAGUAUACCAACCCACGGCCGCCACCACGUCCUCAGCUGCCACGUCUGGUUACUUCUCCGGCCGCCCUUGCACUGCACGAAGCCCGUGGUUCCCCCAUAUCACCCACUGCGGUGCACAGUACGCACGGUAGGAGCUUCUCGCAGCCCCGGGUAACCAGGAGCAAGUUUAAAGUCGGUGGAAAGUUAUCUCUGGACCUGAAAUUGCCGAUGAGCAGUCUCGCUCCCAAAUCAUCUGGACUCCGUACUGCGUUUUUGAACCGUGUUUCGCCUCGUUCAGCCAGCUAUGAGAACUCGGAGAAGUGUGCGAAGGUGCCGGAUAUAGGCUUGACGCAGAGCACACCCAUUCUCAGUCCUGGCUGUCACGGACAGCCAAAGAGCAAUCAUCUACGGUCAGAGUAUCCCGGCUCAUCUACAUCCUCAGCUCUAGCCUCCCCAUGUGGCUCGCCAGCCGACCUUGUCAUCGAUAACAGGUUGCUCGCUUCCGCUGGUCACCAGAAUAAUGGCAACUACUAUCUUAAUACUAAUAACAGCAGCCUGGACCCAUCAUCCCAACCCGGCCACAGUCACAGCCGCUCAAGAUCCAGAAGCCCAGCCCAAACACCCCUAAGGAACUCUGUAAACUACGAUGUCAAUGAGGACAUUCGCACUUCUGCCCACAACUCCACAGUAGAGGUGCCAUGCAAGCUCGAUGUCCACGAGCUGGAAGCUACCUCUCCCAUUGAUCUCUAUUCCAAGCGUCUCCCCACGCUUCCCAACAGCCCUUCUUCUGUGAUGGAUGAAACAAUCUCUUCCAUGUGGUCAUCCUCUUACCAACCAUUAGACCUUGACCACCUACACAGCCACUUCUCCAAGUCCACUGUCGACUCAUCCAUUCAAUCCCCGCCGCUUCCGGGUGGCAGCCGGUUCUCUGACUGCAGCACCGACACAGAAGUAGUGUCACCAUGUUCUAUGACGUCCUCUUCCACACUCAAUAACGAGGGCACCUCUCCGGCAAACUACCGCUUUUCAGCCAGUACUUCACUGGACAGCAGCUUGUGUGAUAUCGAUAGAGCAGCGAAGACAGAGCCAGCUUCCCACAGCUACCUAGAUAGCUUUGGGAUUUCUGACCUCCAUGUCGACCAAGGUGGCAUCAAGGAUGCGGAGCCUUCCUUCUCCUGGAUGACGUCGGAUCCCUUCAGUGACGAGAAAUUCAGCCUCGGAGUUACAGGUGAAUCGUCGGUGGCUCUCGAUACCAAAACUCAAGGCUUCAGUUCCAGUGAAGACCAGAUAAAUACCAUGAUGCAGGAAUUGAUUGAUGACUUGGGCUAUCUCGGGGGUAUGAUUGAUACUUACCCAGACCAGAUUUGA
Microsporum canis CBS 113480 is the source of this 1791-nucleotide messenger RNA. RefSeq lists its product as hypothetical. The record is from RefSeq and is a predicted model, not a curated record. The coding region runs from base 1 to 1791 and encodes 596 amino acids. The transcript has 3 exons. Lineage: Eukaryota; Fungi; Ascomycota; Eurotiomycetes; Onygenales; Arthrodermataceae.